This is a messenger RNA of Cucurbitaria berberidis CBS 394.84, 525 nucleotides long. RefSeq lists its product as uncharacterized. The record is from RefSeq and is a predicted model, not a curated record. Bases 1 to 525 code for a protein of 174 amino acids. The transcript has a single exon. NCBI's taxonomy places the organism in Eukaryota, Fungi, Ascomycota, Dothideomycetes, Pleosporales, Cucurbitariaceae.
AUGAAACGGAAACGUUCAGCCCCGUCCUCAAACUCAGGACCACCAGCCAAACGCCUCAAACGAACUUUAUCAGCCCGGCCAGCAGCAUCACGAACGCCAGCUACUGAACACACAUCACCGGCAUCAUCUCAAACACAAAGUUUUGAGCCCAAAAUAGCAGUGCCAGAUCAGCGGCAGGAGCAGGAGAAAAGCCAUCUUGAAGCAUGUGCUAUGCUCGACUCCAGUGCAAAGCUUCCCUUGCACGACACGUACUACAAAGGCGCUGAUGUAUCACCUAACUGUAUAAAGACGCUGGAAGAAUCACAAGAAGAGUGGAAACGAAAAGCUAUAAUAGAGCGAGAGCAAGAACUAGAUGCGGAUGCAGACGUAGACACAUCAGCGGCUACUUCCGACGAGGUAGACUGGGAAAACGACCCGAUACGAAUGCUAUGCUGCAUGCCCGCAUUUGCAUACAAUGAUAUUCCCGCGGAACAAGCGCGGAGAGAAAUGGAGCGCGCUGCUUUGCUCCCUUUACCUGACGAGUGA